Molecule: messenger RNA, 1089 nt
Organism: Paramecium tetraurelia
Lineage: Eukaryota; Ciliophora; Oligohymenophorea; Peniculida; Parameciidae
Exons: 3
Biological process (GO): protein phosphorylation
Molecular function (GO): ATP binding; protein serine/threonine kinase activity
Source: RefSeq, a predicted model, not a curated record
AUGGGCAUUUGUCCUCAAAAGGAAGAUGGCACUUUAGUUGAAGAUUCAAAAACUGAUUGCAGCAACAGACUUCCCCUAGAUGCAAGACAAAUCAAACUCAAUGAUCAAUUGAACAUGGUAUGCUUAGAAGAUUUUAUAUUUACAAAGGUUGUAGGCAGAGGAUCGUUUGGCAAAGUCAUGUUGGUUUAACAUAAAAUGACUAAACGAUAUUAUGCUAUGAAAAUACUCAGAAAGGAUGUCAUAUAAUAAAAAGGACAAUAAGUGCACACAAUGAAUGAACGAUAAAUUCUGGAAGUUGCUUAACAUCCUUUCAUAGUCCAAUUGCAUUUUGCAUUCUAAACUCCUGAAAAACUAUAUUUAGUUACAGAUUUUCUUGCUGGAGGUGAACUAUUCUACCAUCUUAGAAAAUCCAAAAAGUUUCCAGAAGAAAGAAUGAAAUUAUAUGCUGCAGAAUUAAUCUUGGCACUCGAUUAUCUUCAUUAAAAAGGAAUCAUUUAUAGAGAUUUGAAGCCAGAAAAUAUUUUGAUAGGAGCUGAUGGUCAUCUGAAAUUGACGGAUUUUGGUUUGUCGAGAACCAAUUUAAAAGAAGGAGAAAGAACUUAUACAUUCUGUGGCACUCCUGAAUAUUUAGCACCUGAGAUUUUGUUAGGCUAAGGACAUGAUUAAUCAGCAGAUUGGUGGAGUCUUGGUGCACUCAUGUAUGAAAUGAUUGCUGGAGCUCCUCCAUUCUACUCUAAUGACAAGGGCAUGAUGUUUAGAAAUAGACUUGAAAAAUAAAUUGAUAUGAAACCAUGGUUCUCUCAAGAAGCCUCUAAUUUGCUUGCUGAAUUAUUGAUAAAUGAACCCACCAAAAGAAUUACUAUUUAAUAGAUCAAAGCCCACCCUUUCUUCAAUUCGUUAUCUUGGGAAGACGUAUAUCACAAAAAGGUCAAACCAUAAUUUAUUCCUAAACUUAAAGAUGAGCUGGAUUUAUAAAAUAUAGAUCCUGUAUUUACAGAGGAGGAGAUAACAGACACUCCUAUUGAUACAUUAAAAGCAGAUACAUUUGAGAAAUUUACAUAUGCGAAUUCUUAAAUAUUCAAAUAAUGA